CUGCAAGAUGCUUGUGUCGUAUCUCGCAUCUGGGCUCGCGAUCAUCGCAUUUUCUUGCUUGGCUAGCGCUCACAGCGACCAUGUGAACUACACGGUCGUGCCAGGAAUCUUCCUUCAAGAUGAUCCAAGCACCAACGCUUCAACCUUCAACUUUACUGCUUCCAAUUUUGGACUCAUAGACAGGGAUUAUCCGACCGACUCUUCCUGUCCCGACCGCAAGCAUUCAACCCAGUGGCAGCGUCUUUCCCAUUACAUCUCCGCAUUGAACUCACAUUCGCGUUCUAACGAACGGUACUCCCUCCUCUUUCUCGGUCGCCAUGGUGAGGGAUUCCACAAUGCCGCCGAGUCGUUUUAUGGAACGCCAGCAUGGAACUGUUAUUGGUCUGAGCUUGACGGGAAUGGAACCGCCACGUGGGCUGAUGCUCACCUGACUGCUACCGGUAUCAAUCAAGCACUCACAGUGAACAAAUUCUGGAAGCACUUGAUGCAAGACGAGAAGAUUACUCCUCCAGAAACGUAUUACACCAGUCCACUGUAUCGAUGUCUGUCAACUGCGAAUUUGACAUUUUCCGGACUUGAUCUUCCGAGAAGGAAUCAGUUCGUCCCGACCAUCAAAGAAUAUUUCCGCGAGGGCAUUAGUGCCCACACCUGCGACCGGCGCAGCAACAAGACUUUCAUCCACUCGAACUUUCCAAGCUACCGGUUUGAGAAGGGUUUCCCAGAAUACGACCCAUAUUGGACCGCCCUACACGCUGAAACUAGCACAGACCAGGAUAUUCGCUCCAAAAAGGUACUUGACGACGUCUUCUCCAACGAUGAUAGUACUUAUAUCUCUGUGACGGCACAUUCUGGAGAAAUCGCCAGCUUGCUUCGAGUGCUUGGGCAUCGAACCUUUAGUCUUAGUACUGGGGCAGUGCUACCAGUGUUCGUGAAGGUGACGACACUGCAGGGUAACAGCCCAACGACUACCACGCAGGCGUUCACAUCUGUGAGUACGUGUGCGACAGCGCCAACAAUUCGGGCUUCCACAUGCAACGACUGCUCUUGCUGUAAAUGA
Molecule: messenger RNA, 1057 nt
Organism: Lindgomyces ingoldianus
Lineage: Eukaryota; Fungi; Ascomycota; Dothideomycetes; Pleosporales; Lindgomycetaceae
Product: phosphoglycerate mutase-like protein
Exons: 4
Coding region: 8-1057 (349 amino acids)
Cellular component (GO): cytoplasm
Molecular function (GO): phosphatase activity
Source: RefSeq, a predicted model, not a curated record